AUGAGUGCUGGUACAGAGACCAGACCGUUGCUGCCGCAACAAUACGGGAACGGGAUGCAGCAAAAUUACUCCUUUGCGCCUCCCAAUAUGGGCGUCGGCGCUGAUAAGAAGAACUUUGUUUUCGUUGACGAGCACAAUCGGCACAAGAGACUGAAAGUCAUGAGGGCUUGUGAAGGAUGUAGGAGGAGGAAGAUCAAGUGCGAUGCUGUCACGACUAAUCAGUGGCCGUGUGCUUCCUGUGUCCGUCUCCGGGCAAAUUGCAUGCCUCCAACCAUCAGCCAUGACCGCACUCAUGGAGGCGGCAGUCAGCUCCAGGGACUCGAAAGAGUCCUUGACUUCGAUCAAUCUGAUGGCAGUGGCGAGGACGACUACAACUUCGAAGCAGGCACUUCGCAGCUCUUCGACCUACAAAAUGCCUCCACACACACGCAAGGACCCUACAGCGCUGGUCUCGGACCCUUUAGUACACCGCCAUUCUCCGAGAAAGCCUAUAGCCAGCAUGAGCUAGGAUAUGACGAAGUUCAACCGAUGCCUUUGCAGGCAUCGGACUCGUUGUAUAACGCUCAAGAUGUAUACUACCCGCCACACAAUGCUUCUCUGCCUACAGAUGGUGUUAGCAUCUGGAACAACGAGCACAUCAACGCCACGGACCUUAGUAAUCUCAUGGGCGGGCUUGGUAUUGCAAACGACGGCGUCGCUAGUUACAUAUCUAAUCAAAAAAAGGCUCUGGCUGAUACUCCUGCCUACGAAGAUGUCGAAAUAAGGCUACCGGAGACUAAACCCUUUGGUACUGUCAGGAUUCCUCAAGCGCUCAUGCCGUCAAAAGAGCGAUGCCUAGAAUUGUUUGAGCUAUUCUUCCAACAAGUACAUCCGUACGUUCCUGUGCUCAGCAAGCCAUACUUCUAUGAGCAAUGGCGACAUAAACCCGAAUCUAUUUCGCCGCUCAUUCUGGAGGCGAUCUUUGCCUGUGCUGGGAGUGUGUCUUCUGAUGAUGAUGCCGAAGGAGCUCAAUGGCUUGCGUUGGCUGCCAAGCACGAGGAUUGCUUUAUGGACACUCCCCGAUUAAGCACACUCCAAGCCAUGUUGCUGUUGUUGAAAGGCCGAGAGGCUGCUCCUAAAAGAGGUUAUUAUUUUCGUUCGUGGAUGACUGUCAAGAAAUUGGUUACCUUUGCUCUUGAGCUCAAGCUUGACAAGCAUUAUAGUGAGCAUCAAGUCCCAGGUGGAACAUGCACUUCGGACCUAACAGAAUGCUUCAUCAAAACACGGCUAUGGCAAAUAAUUUUUGCUUGCGAGAUGAUGAUUGGUGGUCCUCAAGGCCGGAGAGACAUGCAAGUACAGCCAUCGACUGUAGACCUCACUGUGCUGAAGCCUACACCUGGUCUCGAUAACUCUGACUACCGCACAUCACGGCAAUUUACCUUCCUCGUGUCAAUGAUCCAGACUGUACGGCGCAUGCAUGAUAUCAAGGAAGCUUGUACCACCAAUGAUUGGAUGUCUGACCCCAAUUUCGUGGCUUUGGAGACCAAGCUCGCGCAAUGGGUCGAUGGACUUCCGCGAGACCUUCAAAUUGACUGGCCUAAAGACGAUAGCCCGCCCUGGUUACCGAGCCACUUUGUGGGGAAUAUGCAUACAUAUUACCAUCUGACUGUGAUCAUGCUUCGCAGACCCCAGCUGUCGGUCCCGGGCGCUUUUGCUGAUGGUAGUUGGAAGAGGCAGAUGUUGAUAUCUUAUGCCUCGGCCAAGGCCAUGUGCCGAUUACAACAAGGUAUCUUUAAACAAUUCGGACUGCCAGGAUUGAUGUGCAUGCAGCGCGGCAUCAACUUUGUCAUAUAUGCUGUUCUGACCUGCGCCCUCAUACAUUUGGUGGCCAUCACCUCACCGGAUCCAGAGCUCAACACUGACGCAAGGGACUAUUUUGCGCGGCACAUGCGCAUACUCGAACAGUGCAUGGAAGCUUGGCCCAUGCCAGAAAUGCAGAUGCAGGUUAACCAGCUCAGAGAAGCGUUUUCCGCAGAUGUUAACAGGCCCUUUGAGUUGAAAAGGGGAUUUCCUUUUGAAAGUCCAAGCCCAAGUGCAGGAGGGCUACAGCCCAGUCCCCCCCUUGAUACAAAUAUACAGCAUCCCAUGCUGACUCGCCAUGAAUCCCUCGGGCAUCAAACCCAGAUGCCAUACCACACAGCGCCGAUCACCCCACCCAUCUCGUCGGCUGGCUUGAGCUUCGAGGACUCCAAGGAUGGUCUCCUAAUGUCUGGCUCGAUGCAGAUGAUGGCAAGCAGUCAGCAGCAAUCCAUGCCAAUGCAUACCACGCCAAUGAGUAUUGGGCAGGAAUGGAACCCUACUCCCAUUAUCGCUCAGUGGAACAAUGCAUUCGGACCGGCGGCCGAUUCGACAGUGCAGAGUAAUAUAUCUAUACCUCAACAGUCUCCACAAAUGUAUACUCCCUCAAGUUCUUCUCAACCGUCUCACACCUUCUACCAGCAACCGGCGUCCUAUCCCGUGCACUCAAGCAUGCCAUCUUUAUCCAGGCAUCAAACAGCGCCACAGUUGCCUGUCUAUACGGCUCCAGCGCCUUCCUUCGUCACAUCAAGCAUGUGGCGAGAUACCGUCGCUAGCACAUAUGAUCCUGCCGGAAACAAGCGACGCUGGGACUUGGAAGAGAACGGGACGUUCCAGAUGGACAAUCCUAUCCAGAAAAAGAGGUCGAAAUAG
Messenger RNA from Letharia columbiana, 2709 nucleotides. RefSeq lists its product as uncharacterized. The transcript is spliced from 8 exons. NCBI's taxonomy places the organism in Eukaryota, Fungi, Ascomycota, Lecanoromycetes, Lecanorales, Parmeliaceae. Bases 1 to 2709 code for a protein of 902 amino acids. The record is from RefSeq and is a predicted model, not a curated record. Gene Ontology annotation, biological process: regulation of DNA-templated transcription; DNA-templated transcription. Gene Ontology annotation, molecular function: DNA-binding transcription factor activity, RNA polymerase II-specific; zinc ion binding; DNA binding.